AUGGUUUUGUUAUCUAAAUGAGUUCGUACAUUCAAAUCUUAGUUUGUCACACAUCGACAUGGAUAGAUUUUUUAUAAAUGUUUCUGGAACCAAAUUUGAAAUCAGCAAGGCAGCGCUGUUGACACAGCCUGAUACUCGUUUGGGGAAGAUUGCUUUAUCAACUUCUACUUCAGAAAAGCAAGAGCUAUAUUUUGAUCGACCUGCAACAGCAUUUGAAUCUAUUCUGACGUUUUACCAGACGCGAAAACUGCAUAUGCCACCAAACGUAUGUCCAAACUCGUUCAAGGAAGACUUAGAUUAUUGGCAGAUUGACUAUGAAUACUUAGACAAAUGCUGUUUAUAUUCGUUUAUUCAAUUUUUGGAUUUGCACACCGCUAGAAUAGAAUUUCAGUAUGAAAAGAACGAAACUUUAUCGAAGACUGUGGUAUCGAAAUGUUCAGCAAUGAGGAACCGUAUUUGGAAAGUUAUAGACUACCACGAGGCAACAUUGUUAGCAAAGUUGUACCUCAUUGUUGGGAUAACUAUCGUGUUACUAUCAGUGGGAGUAUUGGCCUUAAGUACGUUGUCAACCUUCAGAAGUCCCGUUCCACUUUGUGAGGCUUUCAAAUACAUGUCAUUUGGGGAGGCAGAAUGCAACAUUGCCACAGCAUAUGCAGACCAAGACUGCAACAAGCUAAAAGUGAAAUAUAAGGAAGACGAAUCCUACAUGUACUAUAUGGACCCGUCUUUCUAUGAUGACGAUCAGACAAAUCAUAAUGAAUCCCUAAAACAAAAAUUCGAACAAUUUCUGGCAAGAAAUCAUACAGGAGUUACUCAAAAAUCGAAAAUAUUUGUCAAAAUUGACCACUUUUUUACAGCAUUCUUCACAGCUGAAUUUUUGCUAAGGCUGUUUGUGUGUCCCAAUGUGAAAUCAUUUUUCACAAGUAUCCUCAAUUUAAUUGAAUUGUUCAUUUUAGUCGGAACAUACGUCGUUAUAGCGAUUUCAAAUUCGAAAUUAAUACCCACAUGUACUGAUUUAAUGAGUGUCAUUGAAGAUUUCAUGGAUUUUGUCAAAAUGAUUCGAGUUAUCCGGCUGCUGCGAUAUUGUCAGAAUUUGGCAGCAGUUCGCGUGCUUACCUUUUCGAUAAAGAAAAAUGUGAAAGAUCUCUUCCUACUUUUCUUUCAUAUAUCUCUCAUUGUGUUGAUCUUUGGAAACAUAGUGUACCUGUCUGAGGAUAGACACAACAUCGAUAGUAUACCACACGGGUGGUGGCUUGGGGUCAUAACUAUAACAACGGUCGGCUUUGGUGAUGUGGUUCCUACAUCUGUAACUGGAAAGAUCAUAUGCUCCGCCUGCGCUUUAUGUGGUAUUUUGACUCUUGCACUGAUAACUUCUAUAUUUGUUGAAACUUUCAUGUCCUUAUAUGGUGUAGCACUGAUUGACGCGGUACCAAAAGAAGAUCGUAUCAGAAAGUGGGAUCAUUAUUCGAAGAAAAUUAGAGAAAAUGGACAUUCAGAUUUCAUUGACAUAAAGAAAACAAAGAUUUGAACUAUAGUAAGUUUUAUCGAAAGGCACAGUUACAAACAAGUAUAAAAAAAAUGUGAAGAUGAAUUCAAAUCAGCACUGUAUUAUGGUUUUUACCUUCAGGAGUCUGAAUGGUGGAUCAUUCGUUUCUCUUUUUUUUAUGCCAUUUUUCUCUCUUCUUUAUUUUUGUCGCCCAUUAUUUUCUUUUCUAUUAUUUCAUUAUUUGGUAAAUUUUUCUUUAUUAUUUAUUUUUUUCGACCCUUUUUCUGUAGCUUUUGUCUAUUAUUCUCUAAUCUUUAAACACCAUGCAGGCCCUCAUGCAAUGUUAAUAACAAUGUUUCAUCUUUGCACUAUAAAACGUUUUAAACUUUUCUCACAAGUUGUCAGUAUAGAUUGGGUUAAUUUGCAACAUAUGACAUUAUUCAUUUUCUAUUUUUAUCAAUAGAUUGGCGUUUAAGUGAAUACUUUACUCAUUAAAAGCUCUCUAAAAUUACUUUACUUUAUUUCAGAUUAUUGAGUUAUUAUUGCAUCAUAUUCUCAAUAAGGCACUUUUCAUAAUGAAUUCCCCUCUGUCAUUUUUUUAUUAUAUUAUCGUUGGUAUAUUGUUUUGAUGUAAAUAAAUCACAUGAAAUUGAA
This is a messenger RNA of Mytilus californianus (California mussel), 2140 nucleotides long. Its product is annotated as potassium voltage-gated channel subfamily S member 2-like. Gene Ontology annotation, cellular component: membrane; voltage-gated potassium channel complex. Gene Ontology annotation, molecular function: voltage-gated potassium channel activity; protein binding. The transcript has 2 exons. Bases 59 to 1528 code for a protein of 489 amino acids. The record is from RefSeq and is a predicted model, not a curated record. Lineage: Eukaryota; Metazoa; Mollusca; Bivalvia; Mytilida; Mytilidae. Gene Ontology annotation, biological process: potassium ion transmembrane transport; protein homooligomerization.